AUGGCACAAGAUGGCCAAACGUCCAUCAACAUCCCUCAGCUUAUCGCCGUGGCGGUAGUCGGCUUCCUCGCUAUCCGCUGGUUCAUGAGCAAACCCUCCACGCCCGGCGCAUCCACCUCGCGGCGCAACACGAUUGAUGUGAGCAAGAUCGAGCAGGUAUCUUCGGUAUUCCCGCAGCUCGAUCGGAGGAGCAUAGCGUGGGACCUGCAACGGAAUGGAGGCAAUGUGGAGGCGACGAUGGAACGUGUGCUAGGCGGCAGAGGGCUGGAGUCGCCUCCACCAUCUUUCCAACCCAACAUACCCACACCGGCGACGACGCAGAAUGCGAGUGGAAGCACGGCAUCAGGCAGGAAAUCGAAUGCCCCGCUGCCUGAUCUGAUCACGAGAUACAACCUGCAGACGAGAGUCAGCGGGAAGGGCAAAGAGCCAGUGCCGAGCGAGGAGCAGAAGAGGAACGCGUGGAGUGCGGACAAGAACGCAAGAGCUGAUGCGCUGAAGAAGCGGAGGGAGGACAUGAUUCUGGCGGCGAGGAGGAAGAUGGAGGAGAAGGAGAGGCAGGCAUAG
This is a messenger RNA of Zasmidium cellare ATCC 36951, 564 nucleotides long. RefSeq lists its product as uncharacterized. The coding region runs from base 1 to 564 and encodes 187 amino acids. Lineage: Eukaryota; Fungi; Ascomycota; Dothideomycetes; Mycosphaerellales; Mycosphaerellaceae. The record is from RefSeq and is a predicted model, not a curated record. The transcript has a single exon. Gene Ontology annotation, molecular function: ubiquitin binding.